Glarea lozoyensis ATCC 20868 is the source of this 1422-nucleotide messenger RNA. RefSeq names its product Protein kinase-like (PK-like). The record is from RefSeq and is a predicted model, not a curated record. Gene Ontology annotation, cellular component: cytoplasm. The coding region runs from base 1 to 1422 and encodes 473 amino acids. Gene Ontology annotation, biological process: protein phosphorylation. Gene Ontology annotation, molecular function: ATP binding; protein serine/threonine kinase activity. Lineage: Eukaryota; Fungi; Ascomycota; Leotiomycetes; Helotiales; Helotiaceae. The transcript has a single exon.
AUGGGAGAGCAAAACUCGCUUCAAUCGGCCGGAGUAACAGGUGAAUGGAUAUGGGGCGACGAUCUCGAGACAGUCGUCUUUGCACAAGCCUACGGUCACGGCCGAACGAUAAUUUUUCGAUUCAAAUUCGACAACAAAAGUCCGCGACCAUUAGCCAGUCGAGUCGCAACCUGUUAUCAUGAUCUCAAUACCAGUACCCCAGGCCAUUCAUUCCCAACUACAAGCACCAUGCGCGAAGCCAUAUGGACUGCUGUUGCGAACAUCUGGAAUGUGUGCUGUCUUCACCCUGAAAUUCACCAACUGGACGUUAUCAUUGAUAUCCUUAACGAGGAAGCUGAGCACCACGGGCAGCAAGCUUCCUGGGACCUCUGUCACGAGAAAAUGUAUACUGACUACGUCGAAAUGUUAUCGCCGGCGAGUCACCUGUCGCUCAAUAAUCAGCAAAUGAGCAAGAUCGAAUAUCGAAGUCUCGUACGAUUAAAUCAGCUUGGAGGAAGAGGUUGCACAACGCUUGUGUAUAACGCAUCUGAUCCUCUGACCAAGUACGUGUUCAAGGGAAUUAACUUUCGCACCUUUUUAAACGGCUACGAAAACGGCCACAUUCUUGAAGAGAUUAAAUCCUUCUAUCGGCCAAUGGAGUUGAUUGCCAGCAUGCCCCGCCAUCCCAACAUUAUGGCUCCUGCACAAACUUUGGUGACCGUCUGCAAGCCAGGGGACACUGUACCGUUCGUGUGUGGCACACUUUAUCCUGUUCUUUCCAAUGGUGAUCUUGCUGCAUACAUCGAGAAAAGCAAUGAAACCGGUCAGCGGAUACCAGCGACAAAGAAGGCGAAAUGGUGUUAUCAGAUGGCUGCCGCAGUUGCGCAUACUCACUUCGAUGCGAAGACUUACCAUAUGGAUCUUAAGCCUGGAAACUUUCUGAUCGAUAAUGAUUGGAACCUCGUGCUCAUAGACUGGGAGCAAAGCGAUGCGCCUGUGACUACUGCAGCCCCAGAAAUUGACGGCACAUGGGACGUUGAAGAAGUUCAAGUACAAAACUCCAAGACCUUUCUCCAAUACACAAAUUACACUGGACCUGAACGUAAGAACAUGCCCGAUACUACACCUGACGACAACGGUUGGAAUGUUUGGAAUGUGGGUUUGGUGUGGAGUAGGCAAUGUCGAAAGGCAUUAGAGCUUGCUGAAGUCUUCAGUCUUAGUCGAAGUAUGUGGAUGUUAUUGCGUCAGCCAGAUAUGGGUAGCUUUGAAGAUAUCACGGCCACGGAAGAGAUCUCGGAAGAUUGGAAUAUGUCAGAGGAUAUCCCGCUGCAUGGGAGAGACGCAGUAGACAGGUGUUUGAUGAAAGAUCCUAAUGAGCGGAUUGGUCUUCAUGAGCUCGUUACGUUCUGGAGCAAGGAAAAAAGAGAAGUUGAAAGCGUUUAA